This is a messenger RNA of Rotaria sp. Silwood2, 1188 nucleotides long. NCBI's taxonomy places the organism in Eukaryota, Metazoa, Rotifera, Eurotatoria, Philodinida, Philodinidae. The record is from the annotation of a GenBank genome assembly.
AUGGAUGAUAUACCAUCUAGUUCUGAUAAUAAGCGUCUUUCAGUUAAAUCAACUUUACAACAAAUUCAUCAAGAACAAUCAUUAAUUAAUGGCCAGGCUUUACAAACAUUACAUACAAAUCAAGAAUUAAUGGGUUUUUCUGAAGAACAAAAUACAAAUAAAAUUGAUCGUGAACAACAAACAAUUCGAACAAAUCAGCAUGAUUCAUACACACAAACAGAUUUUAUAACAACAACAACAGGUGAAGAACAAAACAAUUUAUUAAAUGAUUAUCAUAUUUUAUCAAUAUUCAAACGUCAAAAUAAAAUAGUAGUAAGUUUUAAACCCCAACAAAGUACUAAUAAACAAAUUGAUCGAGCACAAGAAACAAUUGAAGCAACCCAGGUCGAGGUUAAUGGAGUGAAUUCUGCACCAACUUCAAAAGUUUUAUCAGCAACAAAUCCAAGUCGUAAAACUGUCAGUUUUCUUGCUCCAAUUCAAACAAUAGUUCCAUCAUUACAGCAAGUCAUAAGUUGUUCAAAAACAACUAGUCCAGCAACAAUAUCAACUAUUAAAAAAAUGACAUCAAUUCCAACAACUAAUUCUCAUCCUUCACGAUCUCUCGAAUUUGCUACUCGACCAACAUGUCAUAAUAUUGUUGAUUUAACAGAAAAAUAUGAUGAUACUACAAAUAAAACAUACACAAAAAAAAUGACUUCAAUAUCUACACUAUCGUCAACAGUCAUGUCUAUUCGUAUGUUUUCAUUAAUAUUAAACAUUUCAGAUAAUAUAUUAACUCUUGUAGAGCCUACAAAUCGAUCAAUUUGUCCAAAUACUACUAUUCCACUUGGACAGACAAUUAUUUUACCUUCAUUACCUGAACAUAAUCCAUGUGACAAUAGCAUAACUCGACCUCAAUUACUUAUAAAACAUAAGGAUACAAUGAUUCAAUUAAUUUGGAAUUUACCUUCAACAUCAAUGGAAUCUAUAAAAGAGUAUGAAAUUUAUACAUAUCAACAAAGUUUAACAACAGCGUUAUCUGGUUGGAAAAAAUUUGAGACAGUUAAAUCAAUGCCUCGUCCAAUGAGAACUACUGUAGAGUACUUUCAAUGUAAUUGUCAUUAUGCAUUUGCUAUUCGAGCAAUAUCAAUCAAUAAUGGUGUUGGCCGUUUUUGUAAACCAAAAACAAUAUUUAUAGGAAGUAUAUAG